This is a messenger RNA of Oncorhynchus nerka (sockeye salmon), 529 nucleotides long. RefSeq names its product (E2-independent) E3 ubiquitin-conjugating enzyme FATS-like. The record is from RefSeq and is a predicted model, not a curated record. Gene Ontology annotation, molecular function: microtubule binding. NCBI's taxonomy places the organism in Eukaryota, Metazoa, Chordata, Actinopteri, Salmoniformes, Salmonidae. Bases 19 to 333 code for a protein of 104 amino acids. The transcript has 4 exons.
CAGGGCAGACUGAGAGAGAUGGAGAGGCGGGCGGAAGAGAGGAGGGAGAAGAGGCGCUCUGACCACCAGCCAGAGGAGAUGAUGCUGAUGCACCAUAGAGGACACAGCACCAGAACCAGUCCUCUUAGUGAUAACCUUUUCAGACCCAGAGAUAGAGCCAUUACAGGGAAGGAGAUGCAGCUCAGAACCAGGCAGAACUAUAAAAAUCUGCCGGAGGUGAGGAGGAAACAGGAGGAAGAGAAGAGGAGGGAGGACUGCCUGACUAACAGGCUCAGAGCAGAUCUCUUCAAAAAGAAACUGUUAGAACAGAUCCUUCAAAGGGCUAGUCACUGAGUGAAGCCAAGGAUGAAUGGUCCGAACGUACGUGAGCCCCCCUCCCUCCUUCCAGCAUACUGCCUUACUUUGAGAGACCCAACAACCAUCAAGAUGGACUAACCCCCUCCUUCCAGCAUACUGCCUUACUUUGAGAGACCCAACAACCAUCAAGAUGGACUAACCCCCUCCUUCCAGCAUACUGCCCUACUUUGAG